This is a messenger RNA of Megalops cyprinoides (Indo-Pacific tarpon), 3568 nucleotides long. RefSeq names its product polyhomeotic-like protein 3. NCBI's taxonomy places the organism in Eukaryota, Metazoa, Chordata, Actinopteri, Elopiformes, Megalopidae. The coding region runs from base 23 to 1282 and encodes 419 amino acids. Gene Ontology annotation, cellular component: PRC1 complex; nucleus. The transcript is spliced from 8 exons. Gene Ontology annotation, molecular function: protein binding; zinc ion binding. The record is from RefSeq and is a predicted model, not a curated record.
CCUCUCUGUGGACUCUGCGCCCAUGCUGGCAAGGCGUCCCGCUACAGCCGGGACUCUGGGCCAGACGCCCCAGCAGAACCCGCCCCCUCCGCAGCCCCUCUCUGUGGCCCAGCAGACCCCUGUGGAGGAAACAGCGCCCCCGGUGAUGCAUCAGGUCCAUGAGGAGAAAGGAUUGACAAAGGCUGCUCCAAUAACUGUGCCGCCACCUGCUGGGCCGGAGGGAAACUGCAGGGACAUAUCCACGGACAGCUACGCAGCUGGCAUGGACCAAUCCUGCGCAGGGUCAAAGGGCACCGCCGCCUCCACCUCCCCCGCGGAGAUCCCUCACACCAACUCCUCCCCCACGCCAGUCCCACCCGCCCUGGUAAGAAGCGUCAGCCUGCCCGCCCAGUCCAGCCUCCCGGGAGGGCCUGAGAACCACCCCCCACAGGCGACGGUUAAACCCCAAAUCCUCACACACCUUGUGGAGGGCUUUGUCAUCCAGGAGGGUCUGGAGCCAUUCCCGGUGUCCCGCUCCUCCCUGAUGAUGGACCAGGUGGGUAAGGACCUGAGGGGCGGAGGAGCUGGCGACUCCCUCACGGACACGGAGCUGCCCGGGAACUCCACCGACACCGACCUGGACUUCAUGGCCGUAGAGGAUGGCAUGGAGGAAGACAUGGAGGGUGUGAUGCACUGUGAGUUCUGUGGAAAGAGAAGUUACACCCACACCUUCCUCCGGUCGAAGCGGUUCUGCUCCACCACCUGUGCCACAAGGUUCAACGUCAGUGGGACCAGACGCAUCAGCGCGCUGAAGGCCAACCGGACGGGUCGCAGACGGGGGCGUCGCCCCGGCAGGCUGGGGGGCGGGUCCAGGGAGUACUUCCUCAGACAGCUGACAGCUCCUUACAACAGCGGCUCCGCCGGCCACACCCCCAGACGCAGCAGCCAAUCGCUGCAGGGGGAGGAGGGAGAGGAGGUGCCUUCUGUUCCCAUGAGGACGAGGCGGCGGAGGCAGGCGGAGCUGGAGCGGGAGAGGGAGCAGAGGGCGAGGGAUGCCUCCGACAGCACCGAGACCCCGCCCACCUCGCCCUCCAGCCCCGCCCUGUGGACCGUCGACCAAGUGUGUGCCUUCGUAUACACCCUGCCAGGCUGCCAGGACAUCGCCGAGGACUUCCGCUCGCAGGAGAUCGACGGCCAGGCCCUGCUGCUGCUGACCGAGGACCACCUGAUGACUGCCAUGAACAUCCGGCUCGGCCCGGCGCUCAAGAUCUGCGCCCGCAUCAACUCCCUCAAGGGCACCUAGCCGAAAACACCGCCACCUCUCACACCGUUACCGCUCACCACCUCCUACCCUCGAGGGGUCCUAACCAAAAACGUGGGACAACCCCACUGCCUUCAUCUCUACUGCAAACUCACUCCUACCCUCAAGGGGUCCUAGCCAAAAGGAGAGACACCUCCACCUUCUCCACCAUUUCUGCAAACCCCUUCCUACCUUCAAGGGGUCCUAGCCAAAAACGAGGGACGCCUCCGCUGCCUUCAUCUCUGCUGCAAACCCCUUCCUACCCUGAAGGGGCCCUGUCCAAAAAGCAGAAGCACCUACACUGCCUUCAUUUCUAUUGCAGACUGCCUCCCACCCGCUCUCCCACCCACGGACAAUUCACUCCUCCUGUCUGUCACACCUGUCUCAGGUCUCACCUGACACACCUGCAGAAGCAGCACAGAAAGGGGGUGACCCUGUUGCCGCCUCUCGCCUCUCAGAGUUUUCACUCCUACAUUUCUGGGGGUUUUUACACACAGUGAGGCCUCGCACUGUCCUAAUGUGUCCUAAACUGCCAGUCAGAGGCCCGGUCUCUCGUUUCAGCAUGUCCCUGCAGCCACGGCUCUCCGAUGCGUAAUAAACACACAAGGAAUGCACUGUGACGAGCAGAGAAUUCACACGGAGCAACAUUCAUUGGCAGGUUUGUUUCGUGGUUUACCAAUGACUGUGAUACAUGAAGAUUAUUUCAUAAGCAGUUCAUCUUCGGGGGAAAAAAGAUAAUUCAUCAGCAUCUGAAGAAACUACUGUCAAUGUCACAAGGAAAUAUGGGCAGCUGUCAUCUUCCUGAGGCGCUUUUCUAAUCAUAAUUUCUACUAGGUUAUUUCAAAUAUCACAGAAAUGUUCAGAAAUAACAGAAUUGUUCUGGAAAGUUUGAUUACAACAUUAAUUGAAGGCUCAAACAAAGGGAGGCGAGUUUCCAGUUAACCAGACAUAGACGAACCGGGCACAUCAGUCUGACUGCAGAAAUCCCACUCCCCGCUCCUUCCUUUCUGAGGCAGCUGUUCAUAGCAUCCCACCUCCCUCCUUUUUCUCCCCUGUUAACAGUGUUCAAAUGGGAGGUUCAACAGCCGUGGUCCAUGGCCAAGGUGCGGUCACUUCGUCUGUCUCCAAGCCAAAUAUAAAUACUGCUAUACCCACAUAAAUAGCAAGCUGUCUGAAUUCACAUCUACCGAAAUAAUUUUUGGGGAUGGGUUCAUCCUUUUAAAAGGAGCGAUUGCCAGUCAUUGUGUGUAUACCUAUAAACUAGAGCAUAUUCUACUAAAGUGGAGUCUCUACAGUAUAUAGCAUGUUUUCAUAAAGGCGCGUAGAUUUUUUUUCGAUUUUUGAUAAAUACCGAUAUUCGCAGCUUAUAUAAUGUAGAAGGGUAAUGAGUCUGGUGUCUCCGUUCCAGGUCAAUGUGUAUUAAGGCCAGCAAAUUUUAUAUUCAAGUGGUCAGUUUCUUGUAUUUCUGUGUUGUACCGGAAAAGACUUUUUGUGGUCGGAACAUCCCCUUGCAGAUAUUAUUUUUCUAUAGUACAUAUGCAUAUAUUAAACCAAGGCAGUGUUUGUGUGUGUAUAAAUGUUGAACACUGUGGUGAAGGAUUGAUAAUGUGUAAUAUAUUCUUUUUCUGCAAAAUACUGUUAAUAAGAUGCAUUUUAUACCUUAAUUCCUUUGGGAUUGUUGAAGGUAAGGAAAAAAGAAUAUAAAAUACAAUAUUUACAUUUUGGUAGUCAUUAAGUGUGAAGAGGGGGUUUAUGAGUUACCUAUGGGGUAGACGGGACAGCGCAAUAUUUGUUUUUUCGAUGAAGUCUUUGAGCUGUGGGUGCACAAGCAUUCUCUGAGUCCUGCAGCUCCUGGAAUGGCUGCCACUGGCUGGAAGAUUGUGUUCACUGUGCGUCCGGUGUUUUGGUGUGAGUGCGGUCCACGUUGUGGGGAGUCAAGUGUAAUACGUGCAACUGGCAGUUCCAAAGUCCAGGUGAAACAAAAGGAGAAAAACCAAAUUUUAAAACUAUGUCUGUUUUUAAUCUUUCAGUAGUUUGCAAGUAAUAGUUUGAAAGUAAGUAAAGUUCCAAAUUUGAACACUUCUGCCAGAAAAGAACUGAAAGUGUCAAAAUGGCACAUUUAACACGUGCAAGCGAUGAUCUAGCCUUACCCAGAGUUAUCCUGCCCUUACAGUCCGACAGGCUCUUUGUUUAAUAAGCGGACAGGCGGUAUAUGAAGGUGUAUAGCACUGACUACUGUGUGUUGUGUGGUGCAGUGGUUAACGAGCAGGGCUCUUAACCUCAAAGGCU